AUGGGAUCAAAACCGACGCCGCGGCAAGUUGUCGUCAUCCUGGCUGUGAAGCAAGAUACUACGCAGUCAAAGGAGGACAGAAUCCUAGUGUGUUUAGUCAAGUCACGAAAGCAUGAAAAUAAAUGGGUGCUGCCGAAGGGCGGUGUCGAGAAGAAUGAGACGGUAGAAGAGGCUGCAGUUCGAGAGCUUUGGGAAGAAGCAGGGAUACGAACCAAGUCUUUACGUCCUUCAUGGACAGAAGCACGCAAUAGAGUGUCACAUGCUGACCGAAGGCCGCAUUCUAAAUGCCCCAAAGAGCUGAUUGGGACGGACAAAAUGGUUCCUAAAACAAUGUACGAACUGGAGGAACUUAGUGUGACAGAUGAUGAGAUGAUGGACGAAUGGCCUGAAAUGCAUGAGCGAGAGCGCCAAUUCUUCCGGUGGGAAGAAGCGAAAGAACUUGUAGCGUGGCGGGAAGGUAUGCGUGAGCUCAUGGACAAAUCCAACAUUGAACAAACGGGAUUCAUUGAGGUAGCAAGGGCGCAUUAA
Molecule: messenger RNA, 528 nt
Organism: Malassezia globosa CBS 7966
Lineage: Eukaryota; Fungi; Basidiomycota; Malasseziomycetes; Malasseziales; Malasseziaceae
Exons: 1
Coding region: 1-528 (175 amino acids)
Biological process (GO): diphosphoinositol polyphosphate metabolic process; diadenosine pentaphosphate catabolic process; adenosine 5'-(hexahydrogen pentaphosphate) catabolic process
Cellular component (GO): cytoplasm; nucleus
Molecular function (GO): endopolyphosphatase activity; bis(5'-adenosyl)-pentaphosphatase activity; diphosphoinositol-polyphosphate diphosphatase activity
Source: RefSeq, a predicted model, not a curated record